AUGCCGUCAUCUGGUCGAAACACUCCAACAACGACAAUGAAAUUGGAACGAUCAUCGUCGCUGACGAGUUUCUCUGAAGAAACUGAAGAAAAUGCAGAAGCGACACCGAAAAGACAACGAAAAGUGCGCGUCGGAAAAGCGUAUCGUGGACGAAUGAGUCUUGGGGCAAGGACAGCGACACUCAAUUUGAAAGGUGAACAGCGGCGAAAGUCUCGACAAAAUAAGAUUAUCGAUGAUGAGAUUGAGUACGAUUAUUUGCCAAGCACUAGCACUCAAAAUUCGCAGCGACUCUCGACGAGUGAUCUCCUCGAUUCAUCGACGAAACGUGAUGGCGACAAUCGAUUGUUCAAUUGUUUACCUGUUGAGGAAAAUCAAGAAAUGAUCUCGCCGAGUCCGUCAACGAGACGAAUGAGUGUCACAAGCUCUUCAGUCGCUAUCGAUUCAUCGAUAAGCGAAGGAACACAUGCAAUUGGAGACGUUGAAAGGAAACGAUUAUAUAAUGAAUUGUAUACUUUAAUCGAAAGGGACACUCAAGCAUCGAAUCUUGUCGUCAAUCAAACAAAAGCAAAAGUGAAAAGUGAACAUAUUUUCUCGUUUACAAAAGAUGGAAAAGAGGAACGGCACAAACUUGGUGAUUAUCUAUGGCUUGUGUUAAAGGCGUAUUUUGCGGGAAAAGACGUUCGCGGUCAUUUCGACCCGGCAAUGGUCUAUGAUCCGCAAAUUUGUCAACUUCGCUCCGAGAAAUUCGUGAUUUUGCCGAAAAUUCUCGACUUUCGAUUGGAACACGAUUAUCGGGAGUCGAUUCACCUCACCGAUCUCUACUUGAAUUCUUUCGUGAAACAGCGUGAACGAGUCAUUCAAAUUCUUGAGGAAUUCGACAACUUUUCCUCGCUUUUCCCUCAUCGGAAAGCUCUGGAGAAUUUGUGUCAACAAAAAGGCGCACAAAUGGAAAUGAUUGAUGAGCGGAUUGAUUUAUUGAUGGCAUGGCUGAAUACAGCGAAUCAAUUGUGUGAGAAGAUUGAGCAAUUCGGGCAAAUGCUGAGUGUCAGUCAGAGCACUGAAGGCUCUCGUGGCUGGCCUCGUCCAUUUCAUGGGAUCGCUCCCGCCAAUCCGGAAAGUGCAAAUCAAAUUGUUGGCUCAUUUGUCAAAGAAAUGUUGACAGUGAAAGGGAUGAAGCGAGUGCUUGUUAGGGUCUCGAAUAUGUGCGAAGAGUUGUUGCUGAGGGCGACGAUUCUCCUCCAACAACCGGCUGGUUCGUAUGCGAGAGCGGCUGGCACACAAAGGACUCUCAUCCCAAUGACUGAUUUUAUGCGUGAAAAGUACGGUGAUAAAGUGCGCGGUUGUCUCUGGAAUGGUCGUUCGAUCGAGAUGAAUCUUCCCUCACUCCUACCGCUUUUCAUCUUCGUUUUGGGGAUACGUGUGCAAAUGGUUCUAGAAUGGCUGAAGAUCAGAGUUGUGGACAAGUUGCCGGAUGGAGCUGAAAUGGAUUUGUUGACGUUGAAAACCUUUGUCGAAGAGUCUCGAGAUUGUAUCGAGGAAGCGGUUAGGAUAAAGAGAGAUUACCUUAAUCGUAUCGCGUACACUUGUCAAGAUGCGCACGAUGUUCUCGAUCCAACCUAUGAUCAAUUAUUGGUCGAUGUAUUCAAGAACUAUCGCUUUUUCGUCUCUCAACUCGCCGCAGCUUUCGUUCAGCCGAAUCCGUGUCUCUUCAACAAUUUGGAAGUACAAUGGACAGCUGCUUGGACAUGUGCCCCGUUUAUCGACAAUGGAAUCGAAGCGCUCACCACGUCGUUUUGUGACAUUCUCUGUUCGACGAUGAAAAAAGUGGUGAUCGAUUUCUGGGAAGAUGGAGUGCUGAAAAUAACUGAGGGGAUUGAUGAUGGAUCGAUGGAAAGUGGAGGUGGAAGUGAUGGAGAAGGGAGUGCACAGGGCAGUCUCAAUGAGAGAGAGAUUCGUCGACGCCGUCAAUUGAACAUGUUAGUGAGAGAAGCACAAGAAAGAGCAUCGAGAACAUUUCAAGUGAUUAAAACAAUGAUCUCCUCUUUGAUGACUUCUUCGUGCUUUGUUUCGAUGGCCGAUGAUCGAACGGUGGCUCGAUCGUUGAGAGAUCAUGUGCUGAUCAACAUCAUGAGUACAGAAGAAAGAAAGACCAAUCCGAUCGAUUUCCCGAUUUCUCUUUUAUCUCGUCCAAUCGAUCACGGCACACUUCUCCAUUUGAUCAAUACCGUUUUCGAGAGCUCAUCUCCAGAUCCACCGACUUAUUUGAUUGUGCUACCAAUUUCCUAUUCGAAUUUCUCGAGUAUUUGGGGCGGUGAAAGAGCCACGCUUAGUGUAUCACCGAAAAUCGUGCACAAUUUAUUGCAGUUAAGGAGAGAUCGCGUUGUUGUCAUCGGUGACAUGUGCGAGCCAUUGCAUAAACGUGAUCCACAAGUUUUCCGACAUUGCAGCAAGAAUUCAGCCACUCAUUCGCACAUUCAUCAACUGAUGGUCGAUUUUGCGACUCGUCUAAACGAUUUCUCGCAAACAGUCUCUGAGAAAGUCUAUGAUGUGAUUACGCACAGGAGUUUCGGUGAAUCGGGCAGUCGACGUGCGGCUCAUUCGACUUUGUUGACAAUGUUUAAUUUCUCCUUUCACUUCUAUCGCGAAGUGUGUCGUAUCGUCUGGGAGGUGCACGAGUUGAGGAUCGAUUUUGCUGAGAGAUGCGUCAAAUUGUUGGAGAGAUGGCGCGAACUCGUGCCAAUGGCCGACCCACCUCGGUCGCAAAAUAUCCCAGUUUGGGCGAAAAUCGCGUUCAAUUUCAUGCUUCACAUCGCCGAAUUGCAAUGGACACAACAUAUGAGUGACUCGGUUUUUGAGCGUUUCCGUGCUGUGCUCGAUUUUUCCCGUCGAGAAAUCAUUGGUGGACGAGAUUUGGGUGAUAUGAGAGCGAUUCGACGCACGACGAGUGAAAGGGACAGUGGAUAUAUUUCUCCCCGAUCUGCGCCACAAACGCAAUUCGAUCGUGCUGAACGUUUGCGAGCAGCCGCCAUGAAGCUCGAUUCGGAUGUGGAAAAGAGACAAGUUGAGAAAGGGAUUCUUAAAGUCGGUCUUGUUGUUCCGAAUAGUCGUCCGAAAUUCACGGAAAAUGGCUAUCAAGAGACACGAAAAGUCCCAUUUCAAUGGCAAUUAUUAGAGAAAAUUGCGGAAGGGAAUUUCGGUGAAGUGCAUAAAGCGUUGAAUGUCGAUAAAGGAUGUGUGAUUGCGGUGAAGAAGAUUCGAGCGAGAGGUGCUGAGAAAUUGAAGAUACUCGAAGGCGAAGUGGACAUUCUGCGAAACUUGUCUCAUAAGAAUCUCGUGAAAUAUUACGGAAUGGAAGUACAAGGAGAUGAAGUGCUUCUAUUGAUGGAGUAUUGUGCUGAAGGGACAUUGGAGAAGAUUUGUCGAGAGGGAAUGGAUAUGGCGUUGGUGAGGAGAUACACGAAUCACCUGCUGCAAGCUGUUGAAUACAUUCACGAUAAUCGUGUCAUCCAUCGAGACAUCAAACCCGCGAAUAUCUUUCUCGAUUUAUCCUGUGUUCUAAAACUUGGUGAUUUCGGCAGCUCGAUUCGUUUAAGCACAAAUAUGACGAUUGGGGGAGAGUUCCACGAAAUGUCUGGCACUCCAAGUUAUAUGGCUCCCGAGACAUUCACUGGAGGGCAAGUGAUCGCUUUGGAUGAGAAUGGAGCAAAAACAUAUCGAGGAUAUGGAAGAGCGGUUGAUAUUUGGAGUAUUGGAUGUGUCGUUUUGGAAAUGGUGACCGGUCGCCGCCCGUGGGACAAAUGCGAUAUGUACCAAAUCGCUUUGUGGUUGGGCAACAGGAAACGACCAGCCUAUCCGAACAAUUGCCCGCCAAUUUUGAGACAUUUCCUCGAUCUUUGCCUCGACUUCGACGAUCGAAACCGGCCAAACGCUCGAGCUAUGCUGAACGAUCCGUUUGUAAAUAUACACAUUGACCCACAAGGAACGAUCGAGCGGCGGCUUUUUAUG
This is a messenger RNA of Mesorhabditis belari, 4005 nucleotides long. NCBI's taxonomy places the organism in Eukaryota, Metazoa, Nematoda, Chromadorea, Rhabditida, Rhabditidae. The record is from the annotation of a GenBank genome assembly.